This is a messenger RNA of Cinclus cinclus, 1365 nucleotides long. RefSeq names its product putative short-chain dehydrogenase/reductase family 42E member 2. Lineage: Eukaryota; Metazoa; Chordata; Aves; Passeriformes; Cinclidae. Gene Ontology annotation, molecular function: 3-beta-hydroxy-Delta5-steroid dehydrogenase (NAD+) activity. Gene Ontology annotation, biological process: steroid biosynthetic process. The transcript is spliced from 11 exons. The record is from RefSeq and is a predicted model, not a curated record.
AUGAAGCUCUCUGAAAUUGUCUGCAUCCAAGAGUGCUACCGAGCAAUUUUCACCAUGUAGAAAGAAUUUUUACAUGUAUCUAGUAGUGCCGGGCACUAUUUCAUUGACACAAAACCAAAAAUGAGUGAACUAGCAGCACCUGAUCGCCGAAUCUCUGGCUUCGAACAGCACAAACAUGCUAGAGCACACCAUCAAAUCAGUAUGAGAGCUGUGGUGACAGGAGGGGGUGGCUAUUGUGGAUACAAGCUGGGAUGUGCCCUUGCUAACAUAGGAGCUUCUGUUAUUCUGUGUGACAUACAUGAGCCUUUGUGGAUGAUUCCCAAUGGAGUGGUGUGGAUUCAGACAGAUAUCAGGGAUUACAGUGCCAUUUUGGCAGCCUGUGAAGGGGCUGACUGUGUGUUUCAUGUGGCUUCAUAUGGAAUGUCAGGAACAGAGCAGUUGCAUAAAAAAGAGAUUGAAACCGUAAACAUUAAUGGAACAAGAUUCAUCCUCAAUGCCUGCAAACAACAAGACAUCCCUCGGCUUGUGUACACCAGCUCAGUGAAUGUGGUGUUUGGAGGGCUUCCUAUUGAAGAUGGGGAUGAGGAAUCUUUGCCAUAUUUCCCAACUGACAAGCUUGUGGAUCAUUAUUCCAGAACCAAAUCAAUUGCAGAACAAAUGGUACUAGCAGCUAAUGGAUCUUCACUAGCAGGAGGUGGAAUACUCCAUACCUGUGUUCUUCGCCCACCAGGAAUCUACGGGCCAGAAGAGCAGAGACACUUGCCAAGGCUAGCAAAGAUUAUUGAGAGAAGGCUACUUAGCUUCAAGUUUGCAGACCCUACUGUUAAAAUGAACUGGAUACAUGUAGAGAAUUUUGUACAAGCUCAUAUUCUGGCUGCUGAAGCUCUUACCCCUGAAAAGAACUACAUAGCUAGUGGCCAGGUGUAUUUCAUUCAUGAUGGUGAAAAAUCCAACCUUUUUGAAUGGCUAACUCCACUUUUUGAAAGAAUAGGCUGCAGUAAGCCAUGGAUACGUAUUCCUACUUGCUUAGUAUAUGCAUCAGCCACAUUCAUGGAACACCUUCAUUCAAUUCUGAGACCAGUUGUUGACCUGCCCCCCCUGCUGACCAGAAAUGAGGUUAUGAACAUUUCUGUAACUCACACAUUUCGAAUAGACAAGGCAAAGGCUCAGCUGGGGUACUGCCCACUGAAGUAUGACUUUGCUGAUUCUGUGGACCACUACAUGAAAUCCAGACCACAACCCUCGAAUUACCAACUCUUCCUCAAUGUUUUGCUUACUUUAUUUAUUACUUUAAUUUUGUUUUUUCUUUCUUUAAAACUUGAUAGCCUUUCAGUUUUGCAUUUUUUUAAAGAAAGACAACACUGA